CCACGUGACUAGUGACAUUCAGAUUAUAUAUAGAAGGUGAUGGAGGGUGAUGAUGUCAAACUGGAACGAGUACAUCUCCUUUUAUCGCAUCAAUAUCAGGAUUUUUGUGAAUUUCGUCGAGCCAACAGAAAAAUAUUCAUAAGCCUGGCUUCAUGCAAUAUACCCCUCUUCGAACCGACGAUGAUUCGUCAACCGUAUUGGCAUUCCGAUCGAAGAAGAUAUCUCGGCAGUUGACUCGCCGACCAAUAAUGUUCUUGUUCAUGCUGGGAAUUUUGUUUCUGGGAUAUUUAGCAAUAGCUAAUGAUCUCAGUACAUCUCGAUUUGGUUCAUCUGCCCUUGACAGCUUAGCAAGCUCUCUCAAGCUUCAAAAGUAUCGUUACAUUGUGAUUAUCGAUGCUGGAUCAACAGGCACUCGCCUUCUAGCAUUCACAUUUCACUUGUCCAUCAUCAAUGGUGAUCUUAUUCUGGACAAUGAGUUCUAUGAAGAGAUAACUCCUGGCUUGAGCAGUUACAGCGAUGAUAGGAGGGGCAUGAUCGAGUCAUUGGAAAGAUUGGUAAGGAAAGGCAAAGCUGUUAUUCCUUCGGAUGCGUGGUCACAGACCCCCAUAAAUUUAAAAGCAACUGCUGGACUGAGACUGCUACCUGAAGCUCAGGCGUCCCUCAUUCUCGAGGAGUGCAGGAAUUAUUUAAAAACUUCAGGCUUUUUGGUCAGUGAUAACUCGGUGUCAAUCAUGGGAGGGGUUGACGAGGGCAUUUAUGGUUGGUUCACUAUCAAUUUUCUACUGAAUCGCCUCAGCUCCCGUAGCAUUGGAAGUACGGUGGCUGUACUGGAUCUUGGGGGUGGAUCGACUCAGGUUACUUAUGUGCCUGACGAAGAGGAUUUGCGGGAUAUUAUUGAUCACGUUUACACAAUCAAUGUUUUUAGUCAUAAUUUGAGCCUUUACACUCAUAGCUAUUUGGGCAUGGGCGUCAUGGCAGCCAGAAGGGCCAUUUUAACACUAGACUUGAGCCCUGAGGAUAGGGAGAUCCCUGGCGUCAUCCAGAUUAACUCGGAAUGUAUUAAUCCUAUAAUUGCCACUGAGUGGAGCUAUGGAGGACAGAAUUACAUGGUGAAGGGUCCGGUCAAUGGCUCUUAUAAAAUUGUCAAGACCCAAAAUUAUGCUGGAGCCGAUGAGAAGAGGCCCAUUGUCAGAUUUGAAGAGUGUAAAAAUCUUGUUCAGAGGUUUAUCAGGGAUGUUCAAGAUCGGCCAGUUGGGCUGGCAAAACGGGAUAUAUACGGAAUUGCUUAUUAUUUUAAUCGAGCCACUGAGGCGGGCUUAAUUGAUCCCUUCAAAGGCGGUGUGAUAACCCUUCAUACUUUUUACAAUGGAAUUGUUGACGCUUGUAACUAUCCAAAUGCAGAUCAGCCCUUCACGUGCCUGGACAUGAUGUAUAUUUAUGUAUUAUUGGAGAACUGCUUUGGACUGAAUAAUUCAACAAAAUUAAACCUUUACCAGAAAUACGACGGUCAUGAAUUGAGUUGGGGCCUCGGUGCUGCCUUCAGCCUACACCAGGGCCUCUGACAUUGUUAAUUGAGCUCAUCAACAUCGUUGGGCUAACCCCGAAAAUUUUCUGGUGAGCCAACCAAUGGGAAUGUAUAUUCAACGAGAGCUAACAUAUUUUUUGUGAUGCUCUGGUGCUCGAAAUAGAUACUCAUUUAGGUUCAGUGCCUUCCACUCAAUAAAAAUCCAUGGAUCAUAUCUUGGAACUCCUGGAGCCUUUUAUCUCAAGUGUUAAUGAUACCAUAUGAUCGAGUGUGAAAUAAGUAUGUGCUGAUGAAUUUGUGAAAAUGCUCAUUUUAUAGAGAUGGACAGAGACAUAGAUUUGAAGAUAGAUUGAAACUUUAUUUCCUCAUUUUGGUCAAUAUAUUAUGGACGGAAUUAUUCAUGUAAUUGCACGAUAACUGCUGCCACCGUUAAUUAUUAAUUCCCAUUAAUUCAUAAUUAUGUUGGUUAUUUUUUUAAGUGACUUAUUCCAUGAUGUACUGUAUUAUUAAUCUUGAUAUUUAAAAUUUUAUGUAAUAAAGCCACCCAUAUAUCUGGAAAUUUUCCA
Messenger RNA from Diachasmimorpha longicaudata, 2091 nucleotides. Its product is annotated as ectonucleoside triphosphate diphosphohydrolase 5. Lineage: Eukaryota; Metazoa; Arthropoda; Insecta; Hymenoptera; Braconidae. The record is from RefSeq and is a predicted model, not a curated record. Bases 153 to 1562 code for a protein of 469 amino acids. Gene Ontology annotation, molecular function: hydrolase activity. The transcript is spliced from 4 exons.